Poeciliopsis prolifica (blackstripe livebearer) is the source of this 3636-nucleotide messenger RNA. RefSeq names its product coenzyme Q8A, genome duplicate b (gene coq8ab). NCBI's taxonomy places the organism in Eukaryota, Metazoa, Chordata, Actinopteri, Cyprinodontiformes, Poeciliidae. Gene Ontology annotation, biological process: ubiquinone biosynthetic process. Gene Ontology annotation, cellular component: extrinsic component of mitochondrial inner membrane. Bases 303 to 2066 code for a protein of 587 amino acids. The transcript is spliced from 15 exons. Gene Ontology annotation, molecular function: kinase activity. The record is from RefSeq and is a predicted model, not a curated record.
CACACGAGCGGCGGAGGAGACUGACAGCGCGUGCGACCAGGUCCGCGGUUUGUUGACAGUCCAGGUCGCCGAACUUGGCCUCGCUGCACGGUGUGUGCUGUGCUGAAGCUCCUCUGGGGAACCCGUCUGCGUGGCGCCUCGUCUCGCAGGAGUUUUUUCUUUCUUUUGUUUCUUCCCUGUCGAGUCAAACCCAGGUGAGAGAGGGGCUCGCGCUGCGCCUCCGCGGCUGCGCAAUGCUCGCUGCUCUGCAUGCGCUCUGAGCCCAGGCGGAAAGCUUCUGGUGGUCACUGCAGGGUAACAUCAUGACAGGGGACGCAGUGGUUUUGAGGGGCCUGAGCUGGAUAAAGCAGGCAGCUAGCAGAGGCAGCCUGAGCAGCCCCAACAACCACAGGCUGACAUUCAACAAGCAGAUGGACUGCGGCGUCCUCAGAGCCUCGCCGGCUCACUUCCUCAGAUACUCCAGCGUGGGGUCGUACCUCGGCUCCCGCCUGGCCGGAGGGGUGAGCAGCGCUCACGGGGCGUGCGGCGGGAGACCCGGUGCUGGACACGCGAGGUACCGCAGGAGCUGGUCGGGUCAGCUGUACUCUGGACACACGCGGCUCCUUAACCAGGACAACUCCACAGUGGGGCGGCUGACGGCGGAGGACAUCGAAAAAGCAAGAAGCGCCAAGAAAACUGAAGCAAAGGAGUAUAAACAAGCGCUGAGUGAAAAUGCUCGGGAAAGGAAAGUGCCGGUCACACGGAUAGGAAGGCUGGUCAAUUUUGGAAGCCUGGCGGUCGGACUUGGCAUCGGAGCCAUCGCGGACAUGGCUAAGAAGAGUCUGAAGCUUAAACAACCAGGGAAUAAAAAGGCCGUCCUGGACUCGAAUCCCUUCCUCUCUGAGGCGAACGCUGAAAGAAUCGUUCGGACACUUUGCAAAGUUCGAGGAGCGGCUUUAAAAAUGGGCCAAAUGCUCAGCAUUCAAGACGACGCCUUUAUCAACCCUCAGCUGGCUAAGAUCUUCGAGCGGGUCCGGCAGAGCGCGGACUUCAUGCCCACUAAACAGAUGAUGAAAAUCAUCACCAGCGAUCUGGGCCCGAACUGGAGGGACAGCCUGGAGUACUUCGAAGAGAAGCCGUUUGCGGCCGCCUCCAUCGGCCAGGUUCACCUCGGGAGGCUGCAGGACGGCAGAGAGGUGGCCAUGAAGAUCCAGUACCCGGGAAUCGCCAAGAGCAUAAAGAGCGACGUGAAUAACAUCAUGACUGCGCUGAGUUUAAGCAACGCUCUGCCUGAAGGUUUGUUCCCAGAACAUCUUAUUGAGGUCAUGAGUCGUGAGCUGGCCUGGGAGUGUGAUUACAUAAGGGAGGCAAACUGUGCCAGAAAGUUUCAGGAGCUGCUGAAGGAUCACCCGUUCUUCUACGUGCCCGAUGUGAUUGACGAGCUCAGCAGGGAGCGGGUCCUCACCACAACGCUGGUGUCCGGUUUCCCCCUGGACAAGGCCACGGACCUUCCUCAGGAGCUCAGGAAUGAGAUCUGUGAGCAGAUCCUGAUUUUAUGCCUCAGGGAGCUGUUUGAAUUCAGAUUCAUGCAGACCGAUCCAAACUGGUCCAACUUCUUCUACGACCCACAGAGCCAUAAGGUCGCGCUGUUGGACUUUGGAGCUACAAGGGGAUUUGACAAGAAAUUCACAGACAGCUACAUCGAGAUCAUUAAGGCAGCUGCGGAUCAGAACCGAGCAGGCGUCCUGCUCCGAUCCAGAGACAUGAAGUUCCUCACAGGAUAUGAGACAAAGUCGAUGGAGAACGCCCACGUGGACGCCGUGAUGAUCCUCGGCGAGGCCUUCAGCUCCCAGGAGCCGUUCGACUUCGGCGAGCAGAGCACCACGGAGCGCAUCCACAGGCUCAUCCCCGUGAUGCUGCGGGAGCGCCUGACGCCGCCGCCGGAGGAGACCUACUCCCUCCACAGGAAGAUGGGCGGCUCCUUCCUCAUCUGCUCCAAGCUGAAAGCCAGAAUCGCCUGCAAGAGCAUGUUCCAGGAGGCGUACAGGAACUACUGGAAGGACGGACGCCCCGACUCUGAACAGUGAAGACUUGUGUUACGUCGACAUUAUCUUGAAUGUUUUUGGGGGUUUUUUGUAUCCUGUUGGAACAAUUGACAUGACUCCGGCUCCAUGUUAAUGUAGAGCAAUCCUCCCCCAAUUAUUGUACUGUACUCAGAAUCAGCGUUCCAAGUACAGUACUCCCACAAUAUUGACAGUAUCUAUCAUGGAAAACACGCUGCAGCCAGAGAACUUUUGAGGAAAAUAAUAGAUGAUCAUGGUCCAAGCAAUCCCACCAGCCAUCACCCAGAACAUACAGAGGGUGGAAUACAAUUUAUUACAUUUCCAAAAUCAAAACGGAGUCUGGAAUAUCGCAAGAAAUGGAUCAUGGACUUCUUCAAAUCAGACAAAAUUGAUGUCAAUUAACUCGACUGUUUGUGCAAACGUUUGAUACCGAUUUUGUCUGUGUUCAUGAAAGUGGGGGGGCUGGUUGACCUUUAACCUAUCAUUAAUAUCUUCAAAGCCAAAGCAGCACAAACGAAAAUUUUUGCUGCUUAGAGCAUUUUCUUGCCUGCCGUCUUCGCCUCGGUGUUGGUUUGUGAGGCAAAAAUGAGGCAUUGAGGUCCGUCAGUCAGUCUGCCUUAACAACAGUGUGGUUGUCGGAGGAUUGCUCUACUUCCGCAUGUGUGGGGGGAAGUUUCCUUUUUGUUCUUUUACAACCCAACCAUUACAUGGUGGGGGGGGAAACAACAGAACAAAAUGUAUCCCAAUAGCAGCUAUUGUUGUCUUAAUCAAAUGUUUGUUUUGACUAUAACGCCAUCUUUAAUCUCCAUAAGGAUCGAAUAGUUCGUACAUGUCCUUUAAGCCAAUCUGUUUGUACUGUAUAACCUGCCUGUUACCCAGGGACUACACUCCACCUGUCUGAAUCAUAAUGGAGGAUAAACUAAUCAUGAUGCUGCAGCACAACACAAAACCACUAAGUAUACCAAAAAUAAUAUGCACAGUGACACCUGGUGGAUUAAACUCUUUAGCCAUUUAUUGUGGCAAACCCAGUGUUUUGAUUGUUCUGCUUUAUCUGAAGCAGCGAGAAAAAAAUCUAAAAUCUUUAUGUAGAUUAAACAACAAAAACACUCCUUAGCCCAAAAGCAAGAACAAAAAGUUGAUUUCUAUGGUGCCUUACGGUUGAAUGAGUUGAACUCACUUUUGUUUUUUUCUACACCGAGUCCUGAGGGUUUUCUCAGCAGCUGCCUCCUCAAAGUGGGUUUGCUUACGGCCGCCAUGAUGGUGGAAAGAAUCUGUUGUUCUUUAACAUAAACCUGAACAGUGGGUGAAUAAUGCUUCGUUUGGCUCAUAUUGUCCCCUCUGCUUUCCUCUUUCUGAGCCCUGCAUCUGACUCACUGGCAGAACCAAAAAAAAAAAGGAAGUGCUACUUCUGUCCGUUUAAACAUGUUUUGAUGCAUCUCACACAUGUUUCAUUAACCCUUCUGAGUCCAGCAGGCAUGUUCAGCUCUUUGUCACAUUCCUGCAAAUACAGCCGUUACCUCCCACAAGAUCUCAGUGAAAAAAGUGUGAAUACUUUUGUAAGGUUUUCAUUUUCAAUAAACACGUGAAACGUUUA